AUGUUCUUUAAAAAUGGCAUACGAUCAGGCGUAUUCAGACUUAUCAUUCUGAUCACUUACAUCUUCAAUUUGACCUUUGUUCAGGCCUUUUAUCCAUGCUCUGGUGAAAGGUACUUGAGUGCUGGUUCCGCUUUCAAAGUCGAGUCAAAAAACAGUAAAUAUGCAGCACAAUUCGUCAAUAUCAAUGAUGCAUUAAGUAAACAAGCUUUGCAGGGACAAGCUACAGCAAAAAGCUCGACUAAAAAUGUCGAAGUUCCGGUGAAGCCAGGGAUGUCUAUCUUAUCCACAGAUUCUAAUACGCAAGCGUAUUUCGUGAACGUUACAAUUGGAGAUGAAAUAUACCCAUUAGUUGUAGAUUCGGGAUCUGCUUACCUUUGGGUUUAUGGGAGCUCAUGCACAUCAAAGUCGUGCACCUCAAACAAAUUGUUUUCUACAGAUAACGUCAAGAGAGCAGCCGAUGAAUCUACUUUUUCGUUGAUCUACAGCUCUGGAACUGCCUCUGGUGACGUCUAUGAGGAUAGAAUUAUUGUGAAUAAGUUGGCAACCACUCAGAAUUUUACCUUUGGUGUUGCAAAUGAGGUGCCCGAUAUUUUUGAGAAUUAUCCAGUUAGUGGUAUCUUUGGGUUGCCAUCCAAUAACUCGGACAACAUAGAGAGUAUCAUAUCAGUUUUAAGCGAAUCCAACGCCAUAUCCAUGGAGAAAUUCUCACUGAUUAUUGGCGCUCUUAAUUCAAAAGAUAACACUACAUCAGAGGAUUCUGCCUUACAAGCUCCUUUGACGGAAAAUAAAGGGCUGUUUAUUAUUGGCGAUUUAGUAGAGGAUUUGUACACUGGUGAUAUUCAUUACGCUUCAUUGAUAACAAAUGAAAACCAUUAUUGGCAGUUGAAAAUUGAUAGUGUUUACGUCAAUUCACAAGCUGUGAAUUUCUCGACUUCGGAGGCCGUGACUGGAUCACAAUCUUCAUACAUAAGAUCGGGUAUUGUUGAUAGUGGUACUACACUGCUAAUUUUACCCACUCAAGAUGCAUUGGAUUUGCAUACAUUUUUCGUUAAUUCUGUUUCCGAUGGUACAAAUUUUGCUAUCCCAUGUAAUUCAACCGAGAUACUUUCUUUGGAAAUCAAUGGUGUAAAAUGGCCUAUCUCAUCCGAAGAAUAUCUUGGGGAGGCAUACCCUCAAGAUUCAUACUAUUAUGGGUAUUGUGUUUCCAACAUUCAGGGUCUGGAAUUGGACGAAUCUUGGAUCUUAGGCGCUGUAUUUUUGAAAGAUAAGUAUGCCGUAUUUGAUGUGCAAAACCAACAAUUUGGCUUAGCUAACAAGAAUGAGAACGCAAUACUAGUACCAUAUGUUAACUCUGCUACCAAUAGCUCCGAUACUAUUAGCGGUGAUAGAAGCAGCACUACGAUCAGUGCCAGUAAUUUACCAGCAACAUCGACUGCAGCUUCUUCAAGCACCUCAAAGUCUGGCUCUACGUCUUUUGGUUUGGGAUCUACUAUAAAACCUCAAUCUUUCAUGUCAUGGGUUGCUACUUUGAUUUUAUUAGCCUUUUGA
Messenger RNA from Kluyveromyces lactis, 1548 nucleotides. RefSeq names its product pepsin-like aspartic protease. Lineage: Eukaryota; Fungi; Ascomycota; Saccharomycetes; Saccharomycetales; Saccharomycetaceae. The record is from RefSeq and is a predicted model, not a curated record. Bases 1 to 1548 code for a protein of 515 amino acids. The transcript has a single exon. Gene Ontology annotation, molecular function: aspartic-type endopeptidase activity. Gene Ontology annotation, biological process: proteolysis.